Messenger RNA from Dermacentor andersoni, 2522 nucleotides. RefSeq lists its product as uncharacterized. Lineage: Eukaryota; Metazoa; Arthropoda; Arachnida; Ixodida; Ixodidae. The record is from RefSeq and is a predicted model, not a curated record.
UUGUGGACGAGCGGUCGCCGUCUAGUCGGAGCAGUUGUCGCCACGUUGCGACCUUGUUUUCAUUCUUUUUGUGCGAUGAUAAGCUGUGCUAUUUGUGUGAGCAAGCAGUGAAAUGGAGAAGUGUUUUGUGCCACGGUGCAAAUCUGGCUACAAGACCUGCACUGAAAACGUGUCGCUUUUUGCUGCACCCCGAGAAGUGGACCGCCUGAAGAUUUGGCGCCAUGCGAUUGCGCGCAAGGACCGCGUGCUGCAGUCUACGGACUACGUGUACGAGAAGCACUUCGAGCCGCGGUACGUGACUAAGACGUGGGAAGCAGUCUACAAAGGACACGUUCUUGUGAGUGCCCCACAAAAGGCGGCUGUGGCAAAAGACGCCGUGGCGACGACGUCUCCUUGCGCACCCAUGCCACUAGGGGGAAUGCGGCACUGCCGCUCGUGGCGCGGUACUCUUAAGCCGGAACCGCAUGGCGCGUUUUUCGCGAGCGAAAAACGUGACGGGCGGCAAACGCCCGCGUUGCCGUCGACGCGCGAGCACCCGUACGAAAAGAAGGAGCGGCGCUUUCGCGCCGCGUUUUCCGGGUUGCCAGACAACCUGGCUCCCAACAACAUGAAUUGUCUUUUUUACUGCAUAUAUUAUAUGCCCUUAAACUUGCAGAAUAUUACGAGAAAAACAAUCCUCGGGUAAUUAGACAGCGACAUCUUUUUCUGAAGUGUAUUUACGAAGCUUAAUUUCAAGCAGCAAGGUUGUGUGCGAAACUGCGACUAUGUACCUUCCGCAUGCUGAGAGGCCGCCGCUUGUUUACAACUUCGCCUGGAAAAUGGAGUGUCGGCCGCUUACUACCGAACAGAAGAGACGAUUGCUACUAAUAAGGGGGAUGCUUAUACUGAAGCAAGAACAAAUGCGGGUCAGGAGGUCUAUGUGGGUGCGGCCUGCAUGGUUGAGAAGAAAGCAAGAGAGCGAGUACCAUACACUGUUUCAGGUUAUGAGGGAACAGGAUCCGGAGCUCUUCUUCAAAUAUUAUCGAAUGACCCCCGAACUCUUUGAUAUAAUUCAUGGCCGUGUGCGGGAAAGGCUCACAAAGAUGCACGUCGUACAGUAGCCCAUCUCAUCUGGCGAACGUCUGGCUAUGACAUUAAGGUAACUAACUGUACUGUUCACUUUGUAUGUGUGCUUGAUUAUUUGACACUGACACAUUUCUCACAGGCAAGUUGUCCAGCCAAAUGCAGAUGUAUGUAAUGUGCAGAUAUAACUCAGAUAUGCGCAACACCUUGGUGGUGUGAUAUCGAUUGAUGGUCUUUCGUUUUUAAGAAUGAAUUAACACCGUCCUGCUGAUACUGAACCUGAUUAAAAGUACGGCUCAAGAAUUGCAUUUAAAAUAAUGCUUAAAUUACCUAUAAAGCAUGUGCUGCAUGGUUUUGGGUGUUAUUGUUGUUCUGAAAAGACAUCUGUGGAAGAAUGGACGUAUGUUUGUACUUUUUACAUACAAUGCUUGGCACGCGUCAGGUAUCUAUGUUCACGUAAUGCCAUUGUUGACAUCGCCAAGGACUUCCGUGUCGGGCUGGAGACUGCACGAGAAGCGAUCCACUUGACUCUCCAAGUGCUGUGGGAUGAUCUCGCUCCUCAGUAUAUGAAGCCUCCAAAUGAGCAAAUGUGGCGGAACAUUGCUGAUGGCUUCUGGAAGCGGUGGCAGUUUCCGAACUGCCUCGGAUCAGUGAAUGGCAAACACGUUCAGAUUGUGGCACCAGCAAACUCUGGCAGCCUAUACUACAAUUAUAAGGGCACAUUUUCAAUCGUGUUUAUGGCUGUAGCAGACAGCGGAUAUCUGUUUCGUCUCGUCGACGUUGGGGCUCCUGGCCGCAUAAGUGAUGGAGGCGUCUUCAAACGCUGUCCAAUUGGCCGACAACUGCAUGCUGGCCUGCUGCAGCUGCCUUCGCAUUCACAGCUGCCUGGCUCCCACAAAACACUCCCGUUUGCCUUUAUAGGGGACGAGGCUUUUCAGCUGCGAGAAGACUUCAUGAGACCAUUCCCUGGAUAUAGGGAAGACCCUGCUGAGCGAAUAUUCAAUUACCGUCUGAGCCGUGUACGAUGUGUAGAGAAUGCCUUUGGCAUUCUGCGGGCACGGUUCAGAAUCUUUCGUGGCCCCAUCAACCUGAGUCCCGAAAACGCCAAACGGGCUGUGAAGGCAGCGUGUGUGUUGCACAAUUUUUUGUGCAUGGAGUCCAACGGUCGCUCUUCAUAUAGCCCAGUUGGAUUUGCCGACCAUGAAGAUGUAUAUGGCAAUAUGAUUGACGGUGCGUGGAGAGCAACAACCGACACUGAUUCGGCAACAUUUGGCCUGCAGCCAACGCAUGCGCGGAAGUGUGCUCACUCGGCAUUGCAGGUUCGCAAGCAGUACGCAGCGUACUUUGCGAAUGAAGGAAAAGUUCCCUGGCAGUGGAAAUUACUGGAAAUUGAUGAACCCGCUGAUGAAGAAGUGCAAGAAUAGUGACUCAAUAUUGUGUAACUAUUCGUCUGGAAAAAG